Messenger RNA from Lactuca sativa (garden lettuce), 3494 nucleotides. RefSeq names its product F-box/kelch-repeat protein At3g23880. The record is from RefSeq and is a predicted model, not a curated record. NCBI's taxonomy places the organism in Eukaryota, Viridiplantae, Streptophyta, Magnoliopsida, Asterales, Asteraceae. Gene Ontology annotation, molecular function: protein binding.
UUACUAACUUGCCCUUAUGUAAUUUCUUUUUUAAUUUUAUUUCUAUCGCUCAUUUAAAAAAAUCCUAAAAUAAAAAGGGGCCCACCACCACCCCCAUUACCCAAUCUAGUUAAGAUUGUUACCACCGUUCCCAGCUUCACCCUUCUUCCUUCAAUCUUCAUCCUCACAAAACUCACCCCUUGACACUCUCUCUAGCAAACAAACGUCAGAAACGGUUUUAAUCCCGGCGAGGCAGUCACUUCGAAGAUGCCUCCCUCUCUAAUGAUUGACAGGUGUGAGUUCCCAACCCACAUUGAUUCAGUCUAGUCGGUUCCAAAAUUAGGGGGAAGUGGAAUAUGAGGGAUGGGAGGUGGUUGGUUGAAUGAUUAUUGGGGUUUGAAUCGCUAAUAAUGAUUUUGUAUGUGGGUUUGAAAUUUCUUUAAUGGGUAACCGAGAAGACGGAUCAGAUGAGGAGGAAAGGUUGUUGAAAGAAAGAUAGGAAACACCACAACCAAGAGAUGACAGUGAGAGGGGAAACAUCAAAGAGAGACGUAAUGAAACAGAGUGUAUCGGAAUUGCUGGUUGUGUUCGAGAUCAUGCUUGACUGAACGGAAGGUGGGGAAACAGAGCUAUUUAGGUAGUCAAUGGUUCCUGGCCUUGGAUUAGUUACGCCGUCGGUUUGGCCACCUCCAACCACGAUUGCCUUCGCCGGAUAUUAUGGUAGUGAUGACUCCUGUCUUCUUUAAGUGUGAGGGUACUGGAUGAUGAAUCCAAGGAAACUUACAACUCCCGUUCUUUUGGUCCAUGUGGCUUGAGUAGUGGUGGUUAUGGUCAAUGGUGGCGGCUAGGGUUGCGAUGGGAAGAAGAAAGACGAGCGUAGGUGAUGAUGAUGAAGUUGAACGAUUUUUGGGUUUUGUGUAUGUUGAUUUUGGAGUGUGUACGAGUUUGUCGUACUCGAAUCUGAACCUACAUCUUCAUAUGAUUCAUCACUGUGUGUGUGUGUUGUAUCAGGGAGAAAAAUGACAUCAUUGUGUUUGUGUUGUAUCCGGGAGAAAAAUGAACGUUAUAUGGACUUUGUGCAUGAUGAUGUUGCUUUCGUUGUAAUUGAAGUUUCAAUUGUUUUCAAUCGAAACUAGAUGUGUUUGAUUUGCAAUAGAAUUUGGUGGCGGUGUUUUGGGUUGAGAGAGAGAGAGAGAGAGAGAGAGAGAGAGAGAGAGAGAGAGAGAGAGAGAGAGAGAGAGAGCAUUUUAUUUAUAUAAUUAUAGAAAAGAAAUAAAAAUGAAAAAAUAAAUAUAGUAAGACUAAUUUUGUCAUUGGACCAAAAACAUGAUCAAAAGACUAUAAUCUAAAAAAGUUGAAGUUUUGACCAAAAACCAAAGAUCAUUUUUACAAUUUUGUCUAAUCACAUAAGGCCAUUUGCAAUACUUGUCACGAGCAACGCAACCAUAGAGACCAACACGAAGCACGAACUGGUGGUGGUGUACCAGUGACGAACACGAACGGAAAGAGAGGAAGAAGAAGGUCGGCUGAGAGAGGCAACUCCGUGGUCCUCCGUCUUCCCCACCACGAAUCACCACGACCAUGAUGGUCCGGGAUGAUGUGCACGGAAAACGCUCGUGGCCACGUAGACCACGAGCCCCUUCGUUGCCGGUAUACGAGUUGCCGGUAUACCAGAAGGCCUAAUACAUACUAUUUUUAAAGCUAAAGCUUUUGGGUUGAGUGGCCAAUUAGUGUGCCCAAGAACAAAAACAAGUGAUUUCAAGUUCCAAAAAAUUCCGCACAUCUGCAGAGAAAAAAAUUCCGCACAUCCAUUCCAAAACGGUCAUGAAAACCCCACCCCAUCUUAACCGGACAAAGCCCGAUGAGAAAAAAAACCCGGUCCUGUACACCUCUAUUUCUUAGAACGGACCCUUUACUUUCACUUUCCAAAGGCUGCCUGCUUCCCACUCCUUCAGCUCCCCCGCUCACACUCCCCGAGUUUGCUGUCCACCACCGGCUACUGGUCUCACGGUAUUUCGCCACUGGCCGCCGCUCUGCACCGGUGAUCCGACAGAGUGUUUCUGUCACCGCUUUUCGCUCUCCUUAGUUUUAAAUCCCCUAAUAUAUACCUUUAAGACAACGGCUAUAUGGAGAACCUUCCAGACGAUGUUCUAUCAAACAUAUUCAUCAGGUUAUUGGCAAAACAACUUGCUCAAAUGAGGUGCAUUUGUAAAGAUUGGAAUGCACUCUUAUCUAAAUCCUCCUUUGUAAAAUCCCACCUCCAUCAUUCUAUCCAAAACAACGAUGAUAUUUUCUUACUCUUCAAAUGGGGACAUUUUCUAGGUUGUAAUCCAUUCAUAGCACGCCCAGUUCAUUCUCUCGCUAUCAAACCAACUAAUUUCAUAAAAUUGCCGGUCAAUUUCCAAUCUAAAAAUAGUUUUAAAUACCGCAAUGUCAUUGGAUCUGUGAACGGAUUAAUAUGCUUUAGUUACAACUUGUAUGAUGGUGGUUAUGUUGUUCACAUAUGGAACCCUUCUCUCUCGGCUGUGUUAACUCUCCCGCCAUGUUCAUCGCGCUCCCGUAAUUCAGAAACUAUCCUUUUCCGAUUUGGGUAUGAUCCCAAAACCGAUGAUUACAAAGUUGUUAAGAUUACAUGCCUUUCUAACCCACGCAGAAUAGAACCCCAAGUUGAGGUUUAUAGCAUGAGAAAGGGUUCCUGGGAGUUGAUAUCUCAAAGCUUUCCAUCGCACAUCACAAUAAUUAUGGAUCAUGAUGAUGUUUGUGUAGAUGGUCAUAAUGGCCAUCUUCAUUGGUUUGGUUCUACUGGUUUGGAGUGGAAGCCAGAAACGAUAUUGGCAUUUGAUUUGGGUGUAGAGACAUUCAGUGAGAUACCUCCUCCUCCAGAUUCUUUACUACAUCACCAUGGACACUGCUUCAGUGUGUUGGGAGUUUUGGGUGGAAAAUUUUGUUUGAUGUCAAGUGUUAGAGAUGGUAAAUGUGAGGUGUGGGUGAUGGAUGAGUAUGGGGUGGCUGAAUCAUGGGUCAAACGUCGUUUCUGUUUGUAUGAUCCAGUUGCAGCCCGGAGUAAAAUCUUCAAGAUUAAGGGUGAUGGACAAUUCAUAACCAAGAUUGUGGAGUAUGUUGACAGUCUUGUUUGGGUAGCACCUGCCAAGCAUGAGUUGUCAAAAUGGCAUGUCUUGAUUUCUAUUUUGAAUAGAAAUCAGCUGUUAAAAGGGCUUCAAAUGGCAAUAACAGGCAUCUUUCGAUUUCUAUUUCAAAGAUGAAUCAGCUGUUAAAAGGCCUACAAAAGGCAAUACGUCAGCUCCACUUCUUCUGUAUUUUGGUGUUACUAGUCUGCAUGAUGUCAUGUUUCUUGAUUAGUUUUCUGUCAACUAUAUUUUUUUUAAGUGCAUUACAUCUAACACUCUCGCUUGUGAGCAUGCUGUGUUUAACUUUUGCAUGUUGGUUCGUUUUUAAUUUAUAUUAGUGGUAUUUAUGGUUUGUUUGUGUUAUUUUUUUUAUAUAAGCAUUGAAUA